Molecule: messenger RNA, 4098 nt
Organism: Carassius carassius (crucian carp)
Lineage: Eukaryota; Metazoa; Chordata; Actinopteri; Cypriniformes; Cyprinidae
Gene: heatr6
Product: HEAT repeat containing 6
Exons: 20
Coding region: 32-3667 (1211 amino acids)
Source: RefSeq, a predicted model, not a curated record
AUAGUAAAGUCGCUAUUUUGACCCUGUAAACAUGGCCGGUAAGGCAACGUUUUUUGAGUCGAGCUUAAGUUUCCCUUCCAGUCGCAACACACAAGGAGUUCAGUCCGCCUCAACCGAUACACCAAGGUUCGUGCCUUCAUCAAAGGCGCAGCAUGAGCUCGACGCUUCCGCGCAGGCGCAGGAUCAGAUCAGUCGCUGCUUUAAUAAACUCCGGUCCUUGAGAGAGACGGACAGCGCGACUCUGAAAACUGAGCUCAACUCACUGUUCGACCAGCUCAUCUCAGAAAACUACAACAGCCUCAACCACGACAACAUACACCCAGAGGUUGUGUGUGAGAUGCUUAUGCAUGCAAGCCGUCUGGUUCCUCUCAGCCAAGAGCAUCUUAUCAUCAAACUGAGCCAACUGAUUCAUCAACUUCUAAACCAGCUACAGGUGAUAGUGGAUGAGCAUACGCUGGAUGUUUUGGUGUCAUACUGCACACGUGCUCUGCACACAUGCAGUUCAUGGACUCACCCGGAAGUGUUGCUUGCCCUCUCAUCACUUGUAUAUGGCAAUGGAUCCAGGUGUCACAGACACCUUCCAGAGCUCCUUGGACUGAAGGGUGUUCUGGUAAACUACGGUGACCCCAGCCAGCCUGACAUAGAGCUGCGGCGUUCUGCUGUGCAUUGCUUAGCUAAUCUAUGUCUCAGUGUUCCUGGUCAGCCGUAUUUAGAGGAGCCAUAUAAAGGUGCAUGCUAUGGAAUCCUCCUGCGGACACUACAGUCCCCCAAACCACCUGAUGUGGAGGACAUUGUCUUCUGUACAUUAUUACAGAGUGCUCUGAAGGGAACGCAGUAUUUUCUCAAUGGUGGAAAAUGGAAAGCCGUACCGAACCAGGAUCUGGGCACCUUAUUGGCUCUGCUCAAAAGAUUCAUGUUCUAUGGGCUGCCGGGAAUAAAUGUGGAAAUGCCACAGGUGUUGUACCCAGCUCCUCUCCCUCAGUAUGAGACUGUUCCCGCUGCAAAACCUGAACCUUCACAGGACUCCGCUUCACAGAAAAAAACGGCUGGGUCCCAACAGAACAAGAAGCGCAAGUCUCGUGGGAAAGGGAAGAAAGCUGGAGCUGAGGGAAAGAAUGAUGAUGACGAUCUUAAAACUGGGGGAGGUGGAGUGGAUCAGAGUGGUUGGUCUCUCGGCUCGCAGUCCGUUAGUGUGACGUCUCCGUCAGGAGUGACUCCACAACUCUACCCUUCCUGGAAGAAAGGGAGCUCUGACUCUGAAUUCUCAGACCCUGAGGGAGGAAUGCAAACUAAACUUAGGCUGUAUCAAGCACGUGUGCGGCAGAGUGCGCUGCAGUGCUUCCUGGCUGUGGUCAAGUGUGUUGAGAAACGAAUCCUCUAUGGAUACUGGUCUUCCUUCGUUCCAGAUGCUCCUGGGAUUGGAGGCCCUCCUCCUCUUACCCUCCUGACCAUUGCCCUAAAGGACCCCUCCCCAAAGGUACGGGCAGGCUCUCUGCAGGUUCUGUCUGCUCUUCUCGAAGGUUCUCGCCAGUUCCUGUCCACCGCUGAAGACACCAGUGCACCCCGCCAGGCCUUCACUCCCUUUUCGGCCACGUUAGCUUCCAGUGUCAGAGAGCUGCACCGCUGCUUGCUGCUAGCACUCGUAGCGGAGUCGUCCUGUCAAACCCUCACACAGGUCUUAAAGUGCCUUGCCCACCUGGUGUCCAAUGUGCCCUAUAAUCGUCUCAGACCGGGCCUGUUGAGCCCACUGUGGAAACAGAUUCGUCCAUAUGUGCGCCACAGAGAUGUGAACGUCCGUGUAUCCAGUCUCACUCUCUUCGGUGCAUUAGUCUCAACACAAGCCCCCCUCCCAGAGAUCCAGCUCCUUCUCCAGCAGCCCGGAUCCACAUCCACCCUCAGCACCCCCGGCAUCAGCACCCCACAGGAGCUCUCUCACAACUGGAGACUUCCCGCCCGGAGAGACGGAGAGGCCUCGUCUCCUGGAGGAGGAGUUGAGGGGGGUCCAGAGGGGCCGUGCUGGCUGUUGCAGCUGUGCGUGAGCCUGGUCACUCAGCCUCGUGAGGAACCCUACUCUGAUAGUGACGCCGGCGGGUCUAGUGGAGCGUCGCUGGAACCUUCACCCGUCCGACUUGAAGCCCUGCAGGUUUUGGCACAUCUGGUGAAGGGUUACUUCUCAUUGGUUCAGACGUCUCUGUUGGAGUUGGGGCAACUCAGUUCUCGCUGUCUCAAAGAGCAAGAAUCUUCUGUGCAACUUCAUGGCGCUAAACUUCUGGAAGAACUGGGAACAGGCAUUAUCCAGCAGUACAGAGCUGAUGCCAACACCACUCCAAGUGCCAAAUGUGUGCCAGUGUGUCAGGUGGUCAAGUUCUGGUCAGAGACCUUGGGUGCUCCACUGAUCAGUGCCUUACAGAACGAGCAGCAUCCCACCCUACAGACCAGUGCAUGUGACACCCUCUCCUCCAUCUUACCACAGGCUUUCAGCCAGCUGCCCGAUAAGACGCAAGUGCUGUGUAUCACAAUACUGCUGGGACUGACAUACAACGAAAACUCAUUGGUAAAGGCAGCAGCUGUGAGAGCUCUAGGCGUAUACAUCCUCUUUCCCUGCCUGAGAGAGGAUGUGAUGUUUGUGGCAGACACGGCUAAUGCCAUCCUCACUGCUCUGGAUGACCGCUCGCCCAACGUUCGUGCAAAGGCAGCCUGGUCACUUGGCAACCUCACGGACACGCUCAUUGUCAACAUGCAGUCAGUGGGGUUGGAGUUUCAGGAGGAGUUCUCUGAUAUGCUGCUUCUGAACAUGCUGAGAUCUGCCACUAAAGCUUCAGGAGACAAAGACAGGGUAAAGAGCAACGCUGUCCGUGCACUUGGGAAUCUGCUUCACUUCCUGCAGCCGGUGCACCUGGGAAAGCCUGUGUUUGAGCAGCCCCUGCAGGAGGCCAUGAGGGCACUGAUAGAAACCGUUAGAGGAGAUGCAACCAUGAAAGUGCGCUGGAACGCCUGCUAUGCACUGGGCAAUGCCUUCAGAAAUCAAAACCUGCCUCUGGGUUCUGCUGUGUGGUCCAAGGAAGCCUACUCUGCCCUGUCCUACGUUGUCACAUCCUGCAAGAACUUCAAAGUACGCAUCAAAUCUGCUGCUGCACUUUCUGUUCCAUCAACGCGAGAUCGCUAUGGUGAUGCUCAACAAUUCGCUGAAGUGUGGCAAGCUUUGGCUCAGGCCCUUGAACACAGCGAAGAAAUGGAGGACUUCCUUGAAUAUCGUUACUGUGCUAGCUUACGCUCACAGCUCUGCCAUGCUCUCCUGCACCUUCUCUCUUUAUGCCAGCCUAAUGACCUUCCAGCGCUGAAGUCAUCACUGAGUGACCAGUCCAGGCCAGUACUACAGGGCUUCAUGGUUCACUACCUUAGCAAUAAGGGUGUAACUUUGGCUGCUGGGGUUGAUGGUGCUGCAGGGGAGGAGGCUGGGGAUCAUGCGGUGCCUGAAGAUGGUUUGAUGGUGCUCAACGAGACGCUGACCAGGCUGAAGGGACAACUGGAAGAGGCCGUGUUGGACAGCAGUGAGGAUCUGAAGACUGUGGUGAAUUUCCUCGAGGAUGUUAUGAGGAACUUUGAGGAGGUGAAAGAAUCGGACAGCAAAGAUUUCUCCCUUCUGCUCAGCAAAUUACCACAGUGAAAGUGAAAAUACAUCUGUGAUGAAGCCAUGUGGCAUGACUGUCUGAGGUCUAAACUGCCUUUUAGAUUUUAUUAAAAAUGUAUAUAUUAAAAUAUAUGUCAAAGUAUCAAAGAAAUUCCUGUGAGCCUCGAGUUGUACCUUUAAAGGAAUAGUUUACCCAAAAUAUGAAAAUGUACUCCCCUUCAGGCCAUUCAAGAUGUAGAGGAGUUUGUUUUUCAUCGAAACAGGUUUUGAAAAAUUUACUUUCUUUGAGAGAGUACUUGCUGUGCUCUGAAUGGGUGAGAGUUCAAACAGCUGAUGAAAGCGUUACAAUAUUCCACUCCCAUCCAUCAAAUAAUGUCUUGUGAAGUGAAAAGUCUAAGUCAUUUUUAUCUUUAAACUGUUGCUUCUGGACAAAAUGAGUCCAUAAUCCAUAUCAACUCUUCAUCCAG